UAACACCGGAGUGUUUUGUAACUUUGGACGCAUAUUUACCUAAUUACAUCUAUUUCCCUACUAAAUAUUAAUUUAUAUAGCAUAACAGAAAAUCAGAUGAUAUUGGCAUCAAAACAUCGCUUCCAUCAAAUAAUCUCAUCAAUAUUCAUCACCUUUUAAUGUCUAAAGGAAAAUGUGAAACAGAGGAGAUAUAUAAUCCUAUUUCUAUAAAUCUAUGGUCAAUAACUGUGAAAUAUUUCUUCUGAAGUAAGAAUAGUAGCAACAUUGCUCUGCUUCACAGUUCAAAAUGUCUUCAAAUUAUACUUGGAUAAUUUUAAAAAAGAAAUUUGCACCUUCUCCAAAUACCAACAGUGGUGAUAGUUGAUGCAAAUGGAGCAGGAGAAAUAUUUUUUAGGAAUAAAAUGUAGAAUGGAAAUAUGAAGAAUAGCAGAAUGGGAGAGACGGUUGGUGAUGGGAAAUGAAUUUAGUGAGAACAAAUUUAAAUAUUAAAACACAGUUUAAAAACAUUGAUUUUCCUGGUGAUAUGAAAAAUAAAGGAAAACCAUUACACUAUUGUGAUAUCUGUGGAAAAUCAUUCACUCAUAAAGGUAACCUCACAGCACACAAAUUAAUGCAUACAGGCAAAAGACCAUAUCAGUGUAGUGUUUGUGGUAAGCCGUUCUCUGCUGUAAGUCAACUCACUUCUCAUGAACGUACACAUACAGGAGAGAGACCAUAUCACUGUGAUGUCUGUGGUAAAUCAUUCUCUCGAAACGAUCACUUAACGACACACAAACGUAUUCAUACAGGGGAGAAGCCAUACCGCUGUGAUAUCUGUGGCAAAUCAUUCUCUGAAGGAACUGUCCUAACUAAACACAAACGUAUUCAUACAGGAGAGAAACCAUAUCACUGUGAUGUCUGUGGGAAAUCAUUUUCUGUAGCCAGUCACUUAACGACACACAAACGUAUUCAUACAGGAGAGAAGCCACAUCAUUGUGAGAUCUGUGGUAAAUCAUUUACUGUUACUAGUAGCUUGACUACUCAUAAACGUAUUCAUACUGGAGAAAAGCCAUAUCACUGUGAUAUCUGUGGCAAAUCAUUCUCUAUUACUAGUUGCUUAACAACCCACAUCCGCAUUCAUACAGGAGAGAAGCCAUAUCACUGUGCUAUCUGUGGCAAAGCAUUCUCUCAAACAAGUGACUUAACUAAACACAAACGCAUUCAUACGGGAGAGAAACCAUAUCAUUGUGAUAUCUGUGGUAAAUCUUUUCCUCAGAAAUGUCAUUUGACUAAACACGUAUGCAUUCCUCCAAAUCAGGAAGUAAACAAUAAUAGAUUAACUCACGGACGUUUGUCAACUUUUAAGAGUUGUACAAUAAUUAAUAUGGAGAACGUUGAUCUCUUGGACAUUUCUAACACCAAGGUGUGUAACAAUAUAGAUACUUUUAGAGAGACAGACGGAGCUGAUAGUGAAACGUUUACUAAAGAAAGAUCGUUACAGGGAAAUAUUACUGAAUAUAAAUGUAAUGUUUGUAGGAAGACCUUUUCUUCCGAAGACGAAGUCUUUAAACACAAAGAAAUACACAGUAAGGAGAAACCGUUUCAUUGCAAAAUAUGUGGUAAAUAUUUUGCUCAUAACAGUUAUCUAACAAGUCAUCAAAGAAUACACACGAGAGAGAAACCGUUUUAUUGUGAGAUAUGUGGGAAAACAUUUGCUCAAAAUUCCAAUCUUGCAGUUCAUAAGAAAAUACAUACUGGAAUGAAACCUUUCCACUGUGAAAUUUGUGGUUUAACUUUUGUGAAUAAUACUCAUCUUGUUAACCAUGUUCGAAGUCACACUGGAGAAAAACCAUUUCAUUGUGAAACAUGUGGGAAAUCUUUCAGUCAGAAAUCUAAUCUUGUAGUUCAUAAAAGAACGCAUACAGGAGAAAAACCAUAUCACUGUUUAAUAUGUGGAUUAUCUUUCUUUAACCAUUCACACCUUGUUGUCCACAAGCGUAACCAUACUGGGGAAAAACCUUAUCAUUGUCAGAUUUGUGGCAAGGCUUUCAUUUCUAAUUCACACCUUUCUAUACAUAAACGUGGCCAUACUGGCGAAAAACCGUUCCACUGUGAUGUCUGUGAGAAAUCGUUUCUCUCAAAUAGUAAUCUAACAAUACACAAGAGAAUACAUACUGGAGAAAAGCCAUAUCCUUGUGAAAUAUGUGGGAAAUCUUUUAUUAAAAAUUCCCAUCUUGUUGUUCACGAACGUAGUCACACUGGAGAAAAACCAUUCCAGUGUGAAAUGUGUAAGAAAUCUUUUGUGUCUAAAACUAAUUUGCAAAGACAUGAAACAAUGCACACUGGAGAAAAAUCAUUUCGCUGUGAAAUAUGUAGGAAAUCUUUCACUAGAAACGCCCAUCUUGUGGCUCACAAAAGAUUACACACUGGGGAAAAACCUUAUCACUGUGACAUGUGUGGGAGAACUUUUUCUCAAAGUUCUAAUCUGGUUGUUCACAAAAAACUACAUGCUGGAGAAAAACCAUUCCACUGCGAAACAUGUGGUUUAUCUUUUGUCAAUAAUUCCCAUCUUGUUAUCCACAAACGUAGCCACACUGGAGAAAAACCAUUCCACUGUGAGAUGUGUGGGAAAUUUUUCUCACAAAAUUCCAAUCUUGCAGCUCACCAAAAGAAUAUAUGCUGGAGGAAAACCCUUCCACUGUGAAAUAUAUGGGAAAUCUUUCCCAUAAAAUUUUAACAUCAUCAUCAUCAUUUAAUGUCUGUUUUCCAUGCUGGCAUGGUUCGAACAGUUUGACAGGAGCUGGAAGGGCUAGGAGUCACACAAGGCUCCUUAGUCUGUCUUGAUGCUCCACAGCUGGAUGCUUUUCUGAACACCAACCACUUUACAGAGUAUACUGGGUGCUUUUUACAUAGCACCAGCACCACAGCUUGUGGGAAAACCUUCCCACUGAAAUAUGUGGGAAAUCUUUAUCAAAAAAUUCUAAUCUUGUAGUUCAUCAAAAAAAUAUUUGCUGGAGGAAAACCCGUCCAUUGUGAAAUAUGCAGAUUACCUUUUUGUUAAUAAUUCACACCUCAUUAGUGGCUACACUAGAGGAAAAGAUUCAGCUGUGAAAAAUAUGGGAAUUACUUUUUAAUAACAUUGCCUUAGCAAAUCAUGAAUGACUAUGCAUUGGCGUAAAACUGUUUCAUUAAGAAAUAUUUUGGAAAUGAUACUUUGACAAUUAUGUUGUUGAGAGAAAACUCCAUCAUUUAUUAUGGGAACUCCUGCAUUAGCAAUUCUCAUCUUUGAAUUCAUAGAUGUAGCCAUACAGAAGAAACCCCGUCACUGCAACAAUUGUGAGAAAUCAUUUAUGAUUAAUAGUCACUUAAAAAUACACAAAUGCAAAGCAGAGGCAAGAAGACUUUUCAUUGUGAAACAUGAGAAAUUUAUUGUCUUCUAGCAGUCAACAUAAGAUGAAGUUAACUACCUGCAGAAUGGAUAACAGAACUGCAAAUAAUCAUUAUAUAACAACUACUAAAUGAAUUUGUAUCUUGCAGUGUAACAAUGAAAAUAAAAGGCUUUAUCAAAUGAUA
Octopus bimaculoides (California two-spot octopus) is the source of this 3552-nucleotide messenger RNA. RefSeq lists its product as uncharacterized. Lineage: Eukaryota; Metazoa; Mollusca; Cephalopoda; Octopoda; Octopodidae. The record is from RefSeq and is a predicted model, not a curated record. Gene Ontology annotation, molecular function: DNA-binding transcription factor activity, RNA polymerase II-specific; RNA polymerase II cis-regulatory region sequence-specific DNA binding. Gene Ontology annotation, biological process: regulation of transcription by RNA polymerase II.